UCAAAUAUUUAGUUCAUUCGAACGACGGUGUUAUUUUGUCAAUGAGCCAUCGUAUACCAGAAAAUAAAACAAUUUGCAGUAGGUAUUCCGAAUUAUGGUUGUUAUAAAAAUAACAUUCUUGUUUUACUUAUCACUUUUCUGCUUAGUAGUUACAGGCAGAAAACAUAAAUUGGAAAUUAAGAAUGAUGCACGGAGAUACAUUGCCCUUAGCACAUUUGGCUUCUACAAAGGUGGUAAUCUUAGUGUUUCACUUUCGAACUUCCAUGCUGAUCCAUUUAGCGAAACUGAUGUGUUUGGAUUCACGUUGGACCGCACGAUGAGCGAUGCCAUGAACCCCUACUUGGACAGCCAUCCAGACAAGUGCUUGCUGCAGGACCUGAACAAGAACAUCAGCAAUGAUGUGAUCUUCUUCAUACUGGACUUCAAGUGCAGUCGAUUACAAGUAAUUAGGAGUGAACACAUGAAGAUGGUUCAGUUCAACAAGUUGGAUACAGUGGAAAGAGAGAAAAGAGAAUAUCAGUGGCAAAAACUUCGCCUGCACAAGCGACAAGUUGACAAAAAAGUCAACAGCACUGUUAGUGGAAGUCCGUGCCCCAAGUCAGUGCUGCUGCCAAUCACAGUCGGUGUUCAAGGCGAUAAAAAGUACUUCAACACUAGUUUUGUGAUGCAAGUGCUGAACGAAAAAGAGGAAGGACUGUACAAUCUAUAUUUUCACAGCUGUCCCAAUUACAAUGGCAUCACCAAAGCUGUUGAUUUCACUAUUGAGAUCCAGGAGGUAAAUGAUCGCAACUACUUGUCGGCGGGAGAGAUGCCGCUGCCCGCUCUGUACUUCAUGAUGGCCCUGCUCUUCUUCCUGUCUGGCUGCUUCUGGGUGUUCAUUCUGAAGAAAAGCAAGAACCCUGUCUAUAAGAUUCACUACCUGAUGGCCAUCUUGGUGUACCUCAAGUCUCUCUCGCUGAUGUUCCACAGCAUCAACUACUACUUCAUACAAACCAAGGGAGAGCACGUGACAACGUGGGCCAUCCUCUAUUACGUGGCUCACUUGAUGAAAGGUGCAGUCUUGUUCAUAACCAUUGUCUUGGUGGGGACAGGAUGGACCUUCAUCAAGCAUAUCCUGUCUGAGAAAGACAAGAAGAUAUUUGUCAUUGUCAUACCACUGCAAGUGCUGGCGAACGUGGCGGAGAUAAUCAUCGAGGAGUCCGAGGAAGGGGCGGUGGAGCACCGCACGUGGCGGGACGUCUUCAUCCUCGUGGACCUGCUGUGCUGCGGGGCGAUCCUGUUCCCUGUCGUGUGGUCCAUCCGCCACCUGCAGGAGGCCUCGCACACCGACGGCAAGGCGGCCAUCAACCUGCGCAAGCUCAAGCUCUUCCGCCACUUCUACAUCAUGAUCGUGUGCUACAUAUACUUCACCCGCAUCAUCGUCUACCUGCUCAAGAUCACAGUGCCGUUCCAGUACGAGUGGCUGGACGAGAUGUUCAGGGAGAUGGCGACGUACGUGUUCUUUGUGCUGACGGGCUACAAGUUCCGGCCAGCAUCUGCGAACCCCUACUUCCAGCUGAGUCCCGAGGAGGAGGAGGAAGAGAUGGAUGUAGUGAUCAGCCAAUCAGGGUUUACAGAAGGGUUGACCAAGAUAGCCCGAGCCAGCAAGGUUGCAGCGAACGAAGAUGCAUCUGAUGAAGAAAAAGACAAUUUCUUGUCAAAGCGUGAGAGCAGUCAUGAGUACGACUAAUUUCAGAACCUCAGAUAAUAUGGUAGCUAGCACUUUAUUUGAUAGUGGUUCUUUGCGUGACACACGUUUUACUUGCAACUUUUUUAGAUAACUUUAAAAAUAGCAACCAGUUAUUGUUAAAUGUUCCUCAUCCCCAUAACAUUCUCUAAUUUAUUAACAAUAAAUUCAUACUGGAAAUACCCAGAAAAUUAAGCAUCUACAAUUCUACAGUAAAAAAAUUAAUAAAACAAAACAAUUGAAUUUGAUAUACAUCUUCCAAAUUACUGAAAUAAAUUAUUGUUUUACACAUAGUUCUUACAACUGAUUAUGUUUGGGUAAUUUUUUUUUUACAAAUGGUCUACAUUUUUAUAGCUGCAAUGCAUUCAUUAUUCAUUCAAUUAUUAGGUCAUUAUUAUUAUUAUUAUUUUUUACAGUACAUAUAUUUUGACAAAAGUAUAACAAGUGUAGCAAUUCACAUUUUCACGAUUUUAAAUAACUUUUGGUAUUGUUAAAGAACCUUGUCAGUUUUUACUGUAAAUACUAAAUUCUUUUUUCAUCUAAGAAACGUUCAGCUUGAAAUACGUACAGUCGAAAGUUAAGUCAAAGAAUGUUAGAUAAUAGCAAAUCAUAUUCUGUGAUAUUUUUAUAUAUUCCCAGCAAAUAUGUAUUUGUGUGUUUAGACUCAUUUUUAACGUAGUGAAUUGUAUCUGUAAUCUUUGUGAAUGUAUUUGUUUUUAGCACACAAUCACUUUAAAGAUUGUUGCAUACAAAUAGACUUAACUUAAAUUAAUACUUAAUAGAAGUGUGAAAUUUCCAUUGUAUCUCCUCAGAAAAAUUUUCUGUUUGAAAGGGGAAACUUUAUUUAAUCCGUUAUAUUUAUUUAAAUUAUGCUGUAUAUAUAUUUUUUAAUCUAUUAUUUUUAGUUAAUUAAAAUUAUGUUAGACUUUUUUAUACUAGUUCAUGUUAAAGUUGUGUGGGAAUGAAUGUGUACAUGCAUGUGUGUCUUUUCUUCUUGAGUGUGAUUAUGUGUACUAUAGCAUUAAGCCUUGUUCCCACGGUGUGUGCCUUGGUGACCCUGGUCUGAAGGUUGUCGUACCUGGCGUCGUAGCAACGCAAAGAUUCGUUAUUGCUCGAGUUUUGGUCGGGAUGAUGUGUCAGUAAAUAUUCGUACGUGAAAGGUGUGUGGUUUGACUGAUAACAAGCCUCAGUGUGGAUAGUUCACAGAUUUGCCAAGCCUAAUGCCGAGAGAAUAGCACAACUGGUCAUAAUUCGGGCGACCACAAGCGACUCGAGGUUUUCCAAGCAUCUUUUUUGUAAUAUUUAUUCCAAAAUAAAUUUUGUUUUCUGGAAAAUAUUUUUACUAUGCACAACCUUCCUGUAGAUAUGCGGUGAAUAAAUUAAUUAGAAUGAUUUAAAAUUCAGUACAUAAUGUAAAAAAAGUUGAGAGAACUGAUGUGAUUUGGGAGGGGUGUAUGUUCGGAGUUUUAUUUGUGGGGCUGACAAUUUGUAAAAGAUGCCCAAGUCCAGACAGAUUAAUAAUUAUUAUUUACUGCUGUUGUCACUCAACCAGUAAUUAUAAUGUGGUUAUGAGUAACAUGUUUGUGAUUGAGUGCAAUGUAUCAGAGAUGCACUUGAGACUUUUUUUUAGUUUUGGAGAUUACAUUAAAAUAUCAUUAUUUAAUAGGGUUUAAAUAAAUUGUACUACUUUGUAUGUAAUGGCAACCUUACCAGUUGGUGUUAUCAGGACUGCAUGUGGUGCAAAAUAAUUGUAUCUGUGAUUAUUUUGACAUUCUUUGUGUACUCUUAGGAAGUUAUUGUGAGGACAUUACUCCAAUUUUCGUUUGUGCUUUUUGAAAACUGCAACACCAGUGUCAAAACUACAAUGUAUGUAUGUAUGAUUUCUUAGGUUAAACAAAUCUAUAAAAUGUUUUUGAUUGCUAAGCACAACACGGUUAGUAAAUAUGUAUACUUGCUUAAUUUUACAACUGUUAUAUGAAUCUGUAAUAAAUUAAGUUUUUUUUUGACAGCAUGCAA
This is a messenger RNA of Bacillus rossius redtenbacheri, 3742 nucleotides long. Its product is annotated as protein GPR107. Lineage: Eukaryota; Metazoa; Arthropoda; Insecta; Phasmatodea; Bacillidae. The transcript is spliced from 12 exons. Gene Ontology annotation, biological process: transport. The coding region runs from base 95 to 1729 and encodes 544 amino acids. The record is from RefSeq and is a predicted model, not a curated record. Gene Ontology annotation, cellular component: Golgi apparatus; membrane.